GCCUUCAGAGGCGCGGAGGUUGACGAGGAAGAGGUCGCCAUGAUCCGAGAGGUAUUCUAUAGAGUACUCAAACUAGAAUACAGACAUAUGGUUGAAACGGGAGAGCUACCACGACACUCCAUGGCGCCGCUCCACUUAUCGCGGGCGGCCGACGUUGGUCUCGACAACACGCACAAACCAAUUCACGAUUACGAAGCUCUGAGGAAUCGGCCCCUGGGUAGCGGAACGAAGUUCGACAAGAAUAUCGACGAGGGCUUUAAGCGCCUUGACGCGUGCCUUUGCAACGAUUGCACGCUCGACAAACGGCUGCAUUACGCCUUGGCAUACCGACGCCACGAGGUGGCCUACCACGCGUCGCGAGGCUUAAUUGCGGCGCACCGGCGCGCACAACACCAACUUGCCGAGUUCUACGGUCACGCUCGACAGGCCGGCGACGAGCCCGAAACUGCGGCCGAGGCUCAAGUUGUGUACGAGUCAGCUUUGCAGUGCGCGACAGUGGAAAGAAACGUCGAGCGUAUCGCAUCUGGACUGGCUCGGAUUAUUGAUACGGAUGUUGUGGCGCACCACGUGUUAGAUGUCCAAGUACAGAGUGGAAAUCAACCCUCGAUGGCGUCCCCAUCGCGUUUGUCCCCAUCGCGUUUGACCACGAUAACUGACACGCAGGUCCAGCACGAGCUCGUCGCCGAGCUCGUGAACCGCGGCGUCCUCACCUCGAUGGGCGCCGAGGAGGUAUGCCACGAUCUCAUCGCGGACAAGCGCGCUUUGGCUUCUGAGCGCCGACGGAAACAGGCCGCCGUCGCAUUGCUCCACGUUGACCACGCCCGCGGUCGGGCAGUAGACCUCACCGCGAGCCAGCAACAGAUACUUUCUCUACGCAUGACGAACGCUUUCCGGUCCGCGUCGACCACCGUUCCCGAAGACGUCACAGUGGCGACGUCGUCGGCGGCGCCGUAG
Molecule: messenger RNA, 954 nt
Organism: Pelagomonas calceolata
Lineage: Eukaryota; Pelagophyceae; Pelagomonadales; Pelagomonadaceae
Source: the annotation of a GenBank genome assembly